This is a messenger RNA of Lactuca sativa (garden lettuce), 1103 nucleotides long. RefSeq names its product glycolipid transfer protein 1. Gene Ontology annotation, molecular function: ceramide 1-phosphate transfer activity; ceramide 1-phosphate binding. Gene Ontology annotation, cellular component: cytosol; membrane; cytoplasm. The record is from RefSeq and is a predicted model, not a curated record. NCBI's taxonomy places the organism in Eukaryota, Viridiplantae, Streptophyta, Magnoliopsida, Asterales, Asteraceae. Gene Ontology annotation, biological process: intermembrane lipid transfer; ceramide transport.
UCAGGUACGCUCUUAAUCGAUUAUCCUUCAUCUUCACCUCAAUUUAGGGAGAAAUAGGUUUUAAUAAUCAUAAGAUUCAACGCCUUUGAUCCCAUUUUCCGGGUUGUAUUUUAUUGUAUGAUGUCCACAUCCAUCCUUACGUUCACAUGAGAUUAAUCUCGUUGAUUUGAUCCUUCAUGUUCAUUUUCAGCUACAUUUUCUCGUUUUUGAUACGAUUCAGUUAGUUGAUUAAUAUGGAAUUGACAUGAGAAAAAUAAUUGAAGAUUGUAUUUUAGGGUUCAUGUGACGUUUUCCAAUUUUUGUUUCUGAGAUUUUGAAUUUUCUAUGGUGAAUAAAGCAUUUUGAUAAGAUAUGGAAGAAACGGUAUUUACACCUGCAAUAGAAGGAAUGAAGCAUAUGAAGUCCGAUCAUGGAGAAAUCUUAACUAAGCCUUUCUUAGACGCAUGCAAAACAUUGCUGCCUAUUCUAGAUAAAUUCGGAGCUUCCAUGGCUGUUGUAAAAUCCGAUAUAAGUGGAAACAUAUCAAGAUUGGAUUCUAAGUAUAAUGAAAACCCUACUAGAUUCAACUACUUAUAUGCUCUUGUUCAAGCCGAAGUUGAAACAAAUACUGCAAAGAAUUCAUCAAGUUGCACCAAUGGUCUUCUUUGGUUAACAAGAGCAAUGGACUUCUUAGUGGAACUUUUCCGUAACUUAUACCAACAUCAAGAUUGGUCAAUGCAACAAGCUUGCAAUGAUUCCUAUAGCAAGACUUUGAAGAAAUGGCAUGGAUGGAUUGCAAGUUCAAGUUUCACUGUUGCCAUUAAGCUGGUUCCUGAUAGGAAAAAGUUCAUGGAUGUGAUAGCAAGCAAGGGAGAUACAUAUGUUGACAUGGACAAAUUCUGUGAAUCCUUUUCACCAGUUUUGGUUCAGAUUCACAAGUUCUUGCAUUCUUGUGGUUUGGAUUCUAUGAAGGCGGCAUGAUGGAAUAAGUCUCUAUGGUCUAUUGAAACCUUCUUUUUGCAUCAAUUUCUUGAUAAUUUUUGGUUAUCCCUCCCCUAGCUUCGAUUUAUUUCAUUUUUUUUUAUCUAAAUGUACUCUUUUAAUUAGAAAUUGAUAAAUGAAUU